Messenger RNA from Prunus armeniaca (apricot), 2139 nucleotides. NCBI's taxonomy places the organism in Eukaryota, Viridiplantae, Streptophyta, Magnoliopsida, Rosales, Rosaceae. The record is from the annotation of a GenBank genome assembly.
AUGGUUUCUGGGUGGAGCACAAAGGGUUAUAUGGCAUGCCCUAUGUGCAAGGAAGAUGUAACUUCUAGUUGGCAUGCCGGAAAAGUUUGUUAUCUUGGUCAUCGGAGAUGGUUGCCAUGGGACCACGAAUGGCGGGAAAAGGAUAAAGAGUUCGACGGGAACACAGAGCCUCGCCUUAGACCUAGAGAAUGGUCUGGUGAUGACAUCUUGGAACAGCUUAACCGUUUGGAUUUUGCUCCGUUCGGCAAAACAGUUAGUCGAACCAGACCUUCUACACAUAUGAACUGGACGCACAAGUCUAUGUUCUUUGAGCUCCCAUAUUGGUCGAAACUAAAAUUGAGACACAAUCUCGACGUUAUGCAUGUUGAGAAAAAUGUGUUUGACACUUUGAUAGGUACGAUUCUAGACAUCGAGGGCAAGACAAAGGACACGAUCAAAGCUCGUCUUGAUUUGGAAAGAAUGGGCAUACGAAGAGGUUUAUGGAUGAACAGGGACGGUGAUAAAGCUAGAAGGGAUCUGGCAUUUUUUUCCAUGAAACCGAAUGACAAAAAAGAAUUUCUAAAGUUUGUAUUGUCGGUAAAGUUUCCCGAUGGGUAUGCUUCUAAUAUCGCGCGUUGCGUGAAUGUUGACGGGGGUAAAUUUACUGGACUUAAAAGCCAUGAUUGCCAUGUGUUUAUGCAACGGUUACUUCCUGUGGGUAUUCGACACCUAUUGCCGGAAGAUGUAGUGAAGCCGAUCAUGUUGUUGUCCAGAUUUUUUUCCCAACUGACGGCAAAAACAUUGCGAAAGACGGACAUGCAUCAAUUGCGCCAUGACAUUGUCCAAGUCCUAUGCAAGUUUGAGAUGAUAUUCCCUCCAGCUUUCUUCACAAGUAUGAUCCACGUGAUGGUUCAUUUGCCAGAAGAGGCAUUGCUUGCUGGUCCUGUCAACUAUCGUUGGAUGUAUCCAAUAGAAAGGCUGCUUGGAGAGCUGAAAAAAACUGUACGCAACAGGGCGAAGCCCGAAGGGUCAAUUAUAGAGGCUUGGGUUCAAUAUGAGUCGCUUACUUUCUGUGGAAUGUAUUUACAAGAUGUGGACACAGCUUUCAAUCGUCCUCAACGCAAUAAUGACGGAGGUGUGAGAAAUGAGAAACUUUCUGUUUUUGCCCAAAGAGCACGACCAUUUGGAGAUCCUGUACGAGGAGAGUCGUUUUCCAUAAAUGACAUGCAGGUAGCACAUUGGUUCGUACUGAACAAUUGUGAUGAGAUAAUGGCAUACUUAGAUGAGCAUGAAGAGAUGAUGAAGCGAGAACAUCCAUCACAUUUGUAUGCCACGAAACACCGUGAAUUGUUUCCACAAUGGUUUUUGAAAACUGUCAACAAGUUGAAAUCAUCGAAUUCCCCCACUUACAGUGAAGAGUUAUAUAACUUGGCGUUCGGCCCAAUUCGGGCUGAAUUGUUCUCGGGUUGCCAUGUUAACGGCAUCAAGUUUUUAGGGGCUGCACGAGAUGACAAGUUGUGUACGCAAAACAGCGGUGUCCAUGUCCCAGGUGGAGGCGAAAGUACGGACAUUGAUUUCUAUGGCAAACUCACAACGGUCGUGCAAUUGCUUUACAAAGACCGAUACCAAGUGAUCAUGUUUAAGUGUCGAUGGUUUGAUACAAACCCAAAUAGGCAGGGAAGUGUUAAAAUCGACCAUGGCUUAAUAUCAGUGAACAUUAACAGAACUUGGUAUGAUGACGACCCUUUCAUUUUGGCAAACAUGGCAAAACAGAUUGUGUAUCUAGAUGACCCUAAAGCCGGGAGCGGUUGGAAAGUUGUUCAGCAUAUGGAUCAGAGGAACGUGUAUGCUAUACCAGAACUAGACCCAACUGACAAUGACGUCACUGACCACGACGUCACUGACCAACGUUUGGAGUCUUCCAUGGAAAAUGAUGCAGAAACACUUCGAGAUACAAAUGUUAUACAAGAACCAUUUCAGGUUCAAGGAGUGUCUUCAAUCGAAAUACCGAUUCAGUCAAUUACAAUUGACCUCGGUGAUCUUCCGCGAUAUGAUGUUUCAGUGGGCCCGAACUACGAAAGUGAUGAGGAGGAGGAUUGGGAAACCGAAAGUGAUGAUAGCGACGAUAACGAAGGUUAUUAUAGUUCAGAUGAUGAAUAA